AUGGCCUCCGUCUUCAACCCUACCGCCUCCUCCACCAUCGCCGCCCCGCCCGAAAAGGUCUUUGCGCUCCUUGUCGAUCGCUCCACCUGGCCGCGCUGGAACACCUUUAUCCCACGCGCCGAUGUCGUCCCAGAACUGUCUGCUCCCUCGUCCACCACAACACCAGACGACGGCAAAGUGAGGCUCGGCCAGACCCUGAAAUUCACCGUCCAGGCCCGAAUCUUCGGCUCCCUGCGGAAUGUGCCUGGUGGUAGCCUGGAACUAGUCAACAUGCUGUCGACCCCAGACGAUGCCGGUGCUGAGCGAGGCGUGUGGAGGGUUGGCUGGUCGCAAAGCUCCAAGAUGAUGCCCGACUGGCUGAUGCGCACCCAGCGCGUGAAUGAGGUCGUGGCCGACGCCGACGGCAGCGGCUGCACCUACAGAACCUACAUGACCUUUGACGGGCCAAUGGCAUACGUCGUCAAGUGGUUGACGGGAUGGAUGAUACAGGAUGGAUUGAUCAUGUGGGCCGAGUGCCUGAAAGAGGAGGCUGAGAAAGAUGUGUGA
Molecule: messenger RNA, 546 nt
Organism: Lasiodiplodia theobromae
Lineage: Eukaryota; Fungi; Ascomycota; Dothideomycetes; Botryosphaeriales; Botryosphaeriaceae
Product: Polyketide cyclase dehydrase
Exons: 1
Coding region: 1-546 (181 amino acids)
Source: RefSeq, a predicted model, not a curated record